This is a messenger RNA of Eimeria acervulina, 963 nucleotides long. RefSeq lists its product as hypothetical. The record is from RefSeq and is a predicted model, not a curated record. The coding region runs from base 1 to 963 and encodes 320 amino acids. Lineage: Eukaryota; Apicomplexa; Conoidasida; Eucoccidiorida; Eimeriidae. The transcript has a single exon.
AUGACGCCGAGUUUAUCAGGAUCCGUAAUAAGGCUGGCGAUAGGGAGAGAAGGUUUAAUUCACAUGUCUUCUUUUGACGAAGAUGUUUGUUUGUUUACGGGGCAGCACAAGGCAUGCAGUGCAGCCAGCAGCAAAGCAACGGGCGUGCAGCAGCAGCAGCAGCAGCAGCAGCAGGAGCAGCAGCUGCAGCAGCAGCUGCAGCAGCUACAGGAUGUUGAUGCUGAAGCACAUCAGCUGCUACGCUGGGCCUCCUCGCCAGCAGCCACCAUCAGCAGCAGCAACAGAAUCAGCAACUGCAGCAAGAAUAGCUUAAAUCCGCGCAGCAGCAACAGGAGCAGCAGCAGCAGCAAACUCCUCCUGCACAGAGACAGGUCUGCUGCGGCACUUGCUGCCAGUAUUAAGUGGGCACCCACAGCGGAGACACAGCAGCAGCAGCAGCAACAGAAGCAGCAACAGCAGCAGCAACCAGCUCGCAACGGCAAAGUUAGUGCAGCAGACGCCCUUGCAGCAGCAGCAGCAGCAAUGAACAGAUCAGCUGCAGAAAGUGCAGCAGCAGCAACAACAGCAGCAGGUGAAGUAUCAAUCGCUGCAGAAGAGACACCCGCACCAGCUGCAGCACCAACGCCAGCACCAGCAGCAGCAGCAGCAGCAGCAGCAGCAGCAGCAGCAGCAGCAGCAGAGGAGGGGGUGUAUGCGUGCCCUUCCCCUCCCUGUCUGAGGCCUCAGCCUUCUCCCGAUUUGCCGGUCGAAGCAGAUUUUAAUUUGCUGCCGAGGUUGAAGUAUACUUGGGAUGAAGCAGCAGAAACAGGUGUUUGCUGCUGCUGCUUCCAAGACACCCGGACUGCUGCUGCUGCUGCUGCAGCUGCGGCUGCUGCUGCUGCUGCGGCUGGCAGCAGGCGACAGAGCCGCUGUAGCGGACUCCUCGAACAACUUGCAGACGCAAUGCAGCGUCUCGACAGGUGA